Molecule: messenger RNA, 645 nt
Organism: Acanthosepion pharaonis
Lineage: Eukaryota; Metazoa; Mollusca; Cephalopoda; Sepiida; Sepiidae
Source: the annotation of a GenBank genome assembly
AUGGCCAUUGAAUUUACCGAUACCAACCUUUUCUUUCGUCUUUAUUCGUUUCUUUUCGUCUCACUUUCAACAGCCUUUCAUUUUCAGCUGUCUUUUCAAUUAUUUCAACCCUGUUCAUUUUUAAUUACACAUCCUUUGAAUAUUAAUCUUUCAUCUUUUUUCUUUUUUUUUUCUUCCUCUUUGAUUAUAGCCUUUUUUUUCUUCCUCUCCGAUCAUAGCCUUAUUCCUUUCUCUCCAAUCAUAGCCUAUCUUUCUUUCUCUCCGAUCAUAGCUUUUUUUUCUUUCUCUCCAAUCAUAGCCUUUUUUUCUUCCUAUCCACCUAUCUUUCUUUCUCCCCGAUCAUAUUUUUUUUUUUCUUUCUCUCCGAUCAUAGCCUAUUUUUUCUUCCUAUCCAAUCAUAGCCUAUCUUUCUUUCUCUCCGAUCAUAGCCUUUUUUUUUCUUUCUCUCCGAUCAUAGCCUAUUUUUCUUCCUAUCCAAUCAUAGCUCAUCUUUCUUUUCUCUCCGAUCAUAGCCUUUUUUUUUUCUCUCCAAUCAUAGCCUUUUUUUCUUCCUAUCCAAUCAUAGCCUAUCUUUCUUUCUCUCCGAUCAUAGCCUUUUUUUCUUUCUCUCCAAUCAUAGCCUUUUUUCUUCCUAUCCAAUCAUAG